Molecule: messenger RNA, 537 nt
Organism: Parascedosporium putredinis
Lineage: Eukaryota; Fungi; Ascomycota; Sordariomycetes; Microascales; Microascaceae
Source: the annotation of a GenBank genome assembly
AUGCUCGGGCCUUUGCAGGAAAUUUGGGAUAGCUACCGAACCGGACAUAAGCGAGGGAUUCCUGGUCUUGCCCUUGACCUCGCCCUCGACAAGACUCUUGGUGGUCAAGUCUUCCUCCACCUCCCUGGGAUUUACCUAGGCAUCCUAUACCGAACAAAAAGGGCGGCGUCUCUUCAAUUGAAAGCGCUUCAGGGUUUGCAGAAUAAGCCUGACCCGUCCUUCGGCGAGGAGGAGAACGUCGAUAUGGAGAAACUGUGUGAUAUCAACUCAAAAAUCAUGGAAGAUUACGCCUUGCUGAGCCAUCUCAAUGGCCAGAGGGUGCCAUCAAAAUACGACAUCUCCCGCGUUGAGAGGCUGACUCAGUUCUAUUCUGAUGACUCCGACUACAAGACUCCGUUCCAGGGUCGGCGGGAUUUGCACAGGGCGCUGAACAAAGGGGACUUCGUCUUGGACGUGGUCAAGUGGAUGUUUAACCACCGCGUGCGGCAUCUUCUCGUGAGUUUCCCAGUCCGUGCUGUUCAGGGUAUCGUGUCCUAG